AUGGUUACGUCUCAGUUGUUAGAAGGUGGUUGUGAAGACUAUGUUCACCAGUGUAACGAACAUCAAAUGUGUUCUAUUGAUGCUGUAACAGGGGAGCCGUACUGUGAAAUUUCAGAUUGUGGGGGUAGACCAUCUGUUGAACAGGGAUAUAUUAUGCACUACGUGAACAGUGCCGUUGAUAGUACUGCAAAGCUAGCCUGUAGUGAAUUUUACGAAACUGAGUACGGUCACGCUGUAUGUACGGAGAAGGGAGAAUGGAACAUAUCCAUUGCCUGUAAAGCGCCCCGAGACUGUCAGAGACUGAAAUACCUUUUCCGUGAUGCUAAAUCUGGAGUUUACGAUAUAGCUCCUGUGGAGACCUAUGUCAUACAAGCAUAUUGCGAAAUGGACGUUCAUUUACCCGGAAUCCCUCGCGGAUGGACGGUGAUACAAAGACGUAUGGAUGGAAGUGUGUCCUUUAAUCGCACAUGGGAUCUAUAUGAAAGAGGCUUUGGAAUUCCCUCUGGAGAACACUGGCUAGGGAAUAGUGUCAUCCACAAUCUUCUAAGAAAUAGAGGAUCCUUUCUUCUUGUGAUGGUGAAGUUUCAAUAUGAGGAAUGGAAAUUUGCACUAUACACUCAGUUUAUGGUUGAUGGUUCUGACCUUCAGUAUAAAUUGUCCUUUGGUCAGUGCUUUGGAAAUGCAAGUAAUGCCUUGGGAAAUCAAGCAGGGAGUGGUCGUUAUUUCGCCAAUCAGACGAAAUUUUCUACAAUAGACCAGGACAAUGACAAACUGACGGGCACUAACUGCGCCAAACAACAGGGCGGUGGGUGGUGGCACAACGCAUGCUCGCUCUCAAACCUCAACGGAAUUUUCUGCUCAACAAUUUUAAGUUAUAAAUGGCUUUGCAUGACUUGGGAACAUGAAGAUUACUUCGUCUACGGAGAAAUGGAGUCGAUUAUGAUGGUCCAGCGAUAUAACCUGCAAACUUUGUUGUCCCCCGCUUGA
Molecule: messenger RNA, 987 nt
Organism: Saccostrea cuccullata (small rock oyster)
Lineage: Eukaryota; Metazoa; Mollusca; Bivalvia; Ostreida; Ostreidae
Product: angiopoietin-related protein 2-like
Exons: 6
Coding region: 1-987 (328 amino acids)
Source: RefSeq, a predicted model, not a curated record